AUGGAGAACAUCUGCGAGCUGCCUGAUGGCUUGACUGCAGCUUCGUUGAAGGUGGCCAGAGGCUCGGAGAUUGCAUUCUGGAUUGCGUGCGCCAAUGCUGCCGCAGGUAAGAGAGUGAUGACGAAGAACAGCCACGUCGAUGACCAGCGGCAGAGGCUCGUAAAGUAUUAUGGUUUCGAGCUCACAGAUGGCACUGCCAGUGUGACCGGCCUCAUUUCCAUUGCCCUGAAGACACGAGAAGAAGAUAUCAAGGAACACCAGUUGAGCUGGCUUCGGGAGCUCGGGGACGAGUGGAGCAGGACUGCCGCUGAGGGAAAGGAGUUCACACUGUGUGACAGGUCUUCUGAACUAUGCAGCACAGACCUUCUUCGGGAGGCUGUCAGCCUUAUUGCCAAGCUUGCUGUGCAUGCUACGCCAUCCGCUGCCAUAUCCAGCGCUCUGCUCUACCUGGAUGGCCAAAUGCAGACCGAGAACAACAAAACUGUCUCUGCGCUCAUUGGAGCACCCGUGGUGGGGACUCUCUGGAGCAAGCUGCAGAGUGCGACCACUGCAUUUGCAGGACCAGCAGCUCCUCUGCCUGUCCUGCCCCAUGUCACCAGCGAUGCGGCCGUUCUCGACAGCUGCCAGCUGGAUAUCGAGAGCAUGCAGCGUGCCCAGGACCUCCGUGACGCCAUCGAACAAGUCGAGAAUGGAGCUGUUGGCUGCAUCUGCAAACGUUACAUCCCCAGAGAUGACAGAGCUGCAAAGGCCAUGUGGGGCCAUCUGAAGGGCAAGGUCACCAAGCACGGGCGACUGUAUGGCCUGCUUUCUGGCACUUUCCAAGCUGACAGGGACAGUUUCUUUCAAUUUUUCACCGUCUCUGCUGCCAUGAAUGACAAGAAACGGUAUAUUGACCCAGUGAGUGGCCGGUUCUCCGAGCAGCUGUGGAGGGCAGUCUGGGGAGAUCAAAAUGACUGGCACGUCUGGAGGGAACUCGGAAAGGAGUGGUAUGAGGGCAGGAAGGCACUCUGA
Molecule: messenger RNA, 1011 nt
Organism: Suillus plorans
Lineage: Eukaryota; Fungi; Basidiomycota; Agaricomycetes; Boletales; Suillaceae
Exons: 4
Coding region: 1-1011 (336 amino acids)
Source: RefSeq, a predicted model, not a curated record